CCCCUUCCACUCCUACCUCCAUCUCACCCUCUCACUCACCAUGGCUGAGCCCCCGGAACCAGUGCUCUUCCAGGGGCACCCAGUCUCAGCAGCCGCCCCCAGCCUGGGGGAGUCCACAGAUGUGGAGUGUCCCAUCUGCUACCAGGAGUACAACCAGAGCAGCAAGUGUCCUCGCAUGCUGGAGUGCCUCCAUGUCUUUUGCACCGAGUGCCUCCAGAGAAUCCAGCUGUCCCCGUAUCCAACUGACCCCUCGGACCCCCAGAGCCUUCCCAGUCCUGCCAUCUCCUGCCCCCUUUGCCGCCACCCCACCACGCUGGAGACAGGUGACCCCCUCACCUUGCCCUGCAACUCCCGCAUCCUGGCCCAGCUGCCGCCCAUGGCCUUCCGCAUGCCCACAUCGGUGGCUGCCCGACUGGCCACCGUCACCCAGAGUGUGGUCCUCUCCCUGGAGGCCAGCAGGGAUUCUCGCUUCAUCAUCCUGCCCACAGUGAGCCUCCGGGUGGAGCAGAUGCACCCCAGCGAUAGGCCACACAGCGGAGGUGGAGGCCUGGUUGAUGAGGUGGAGGUGCUGCAGCACCACAGGAGGACCCUGGUAUGUGUGCAGCUGAUAGCCGUGGUCUUCUGGGUGUUGUUUGGGGUGACCUGCGUAGUGGCGGUAGUGUUCGGGCCAAGCUUCUUCUGCAACUGAGGGGAGGAUGAACACUUUUACUUGCAUCCUUUCUUCUGUCCUUGAUUACUUUCUAAAGUAAGGAAAUGUGUAUUGUCAAAAUAUUUGAAUAUGGCCUCGAUCCAGAAUGAACUAUGGGCCUACCUCAAACAGCAUUGAAAUUGUAAAUGACAAAUAUGCUUACAAGAUCAAAGUUGAUGUAUACAGCCUCAUAAUCAGAUUUAGUUGAUGUAAGUAGCACUAAUGUUGUUCAGAAAAUUCUGUAUGCAGCUCUGUUUUCUGCUAUGCACUGAUUUAGAGUUCCCUCUAGUGGUGUAAUA
Molecule: messenger RNA, 987 nt
Organism: Salvelinus fontinalis (brook trout)
Lineage: Eukaryota; Metazoa; Chordata; Actinopteri; Salmoniformes; Salmonidae
Product: RING finger domain-containing protein
Exons: 1
Coding region: 41-688 (215 amino acids)
Biological process (GO): protein ubiquitination
Molecular function (GO): ubiquitin protein ligase activity
Source: RefSeq, a predicted model, not a curated record